This is a messenger RNA of Colletotrichum karsti, 1101 nucleotides long. RefSeq names its product rhomboid family protein. Gene Ontology annotation, cellular component: Golgi apparatus; membrane. The transcript has 2 exons. The coding region runs from base 1 to 1101 and encodes 366 amino acids. Gene Ontology annotation, biological process: retrograde vesicle-mediated transport, Golgi to endoplasmic reticulum. NCBI's taxonomy places the organism in Eukaryota, Fungi, Ascomycota, Sordariomycetes, Glomerellales, Glomerellaceae. The record is from RefSeq and is a predicted model, not a curated record.
AUGCCGCCUCGAAUCAAUAUUCCGCCGGUCACCCGUGUGCUGCUGGCCGUGCUCGUGCUGCAGUCCUUCUUGAGCGCCGCGAUCCGCUAUCGCCAAUGGAGCGCAACCUCAGAGAUCGUGAUACCCUACCUCACGCUCAUCCCUCAGCUCUCCCUUAUUUACCCGUGGACUUUUUUGACCUCGACUCUGGUCGAAAACAACAUAUUCACCGUCGGUAUCGCCGGCGUGACCAUCUACCAUGGAGGUAGAUAUCUCGAGAGAGCUUGGUCGUCGGCGGAGCUGGCCAAGUUUGUCGCCAUUACAGCGCUGAUCCCGAAUACUCUGACCUUUGCGCUCAUGAUCGUCUUCUUCACCCUGACGAGAAACGAGCGCUGGACGUUGACCGUCAUUGGCGGCACGAUCCCGAUGCAAAUCUCCUUCCUCGUGGCUUUCAGCCAGCUUGUGCCGGCGCACACCGUCACCCUCUUCCGCGGCAUCCUCUCCAUGCGAGUCCCGAGAUUUCCGCUAGUAUACCUCGGCAUCGUCUUUGCGCUCUCCCUGACGCCGCUCCUGACGACCGCCUCCUUCUCCCUUGCCCUGACGGGCUUCCUGACCAGCUGGACCUACCUUCGAUUCUACAAGAAGGUCUUCCCAGACCUCGACGCCUCCCAGCCGACAUCGAUGCGUGGAGACGCCAGCGAGACCUUCGCCUUCAGCGAGUUCUUCCCGGCCCCCGUCAAGCCUUUUGUCGCCGCUCUCUCCACCCAGAUCUUUGAGGUCCUCGUAGCGAUGCGGAUAUGCAGCCCGUUCUCCCCCGACAACGUCCCGGCCGGACGCGGCAACAACUACAUACAGCGCAGUGUCCCGGGCGGAGCUAGGGCCGAAGCGGAGCGGAGACGCGCGCUGGCUCUCAAGACCCUCGAUCAGCGACUCCACGCGGCCACGGCCAACGCGGCGACGCGGUCGUCCCCGCAGCCCCCGGCGCAGCAACCCACGGGCCCGACGGUACAGACGCAACCCGCGCCCAACACGCAGACGGCCAUGACCACCCAGCCGACGGAGAUGUUGGGAGAGACCAACUACACCCCCGAGCAGGACUCGACCGACAAGAACGGCUCAUGA